Molecule: messenger RNA, 1391 nt
Organism: Miniopterus natalensis
Lineage: Eukaryota; Metazoa; Chordata; Mammalia; Chiroptera; Miniopteridae
Gene: UQCC1
Product: ubiquinol-cytochrome c reductase complex assembly factor 1
Biological process (GO): mitochondrial respiratory chain complex III assembly
Cellular component (GO): mitochondrion
Source: RefSeq, a predicted model, not a curated record
UGGUUGUUGAGGAACAUGGCGUUGCUGGUGCGAGUCCUUAGGAACCAGAUUAGCAUCUCCCAGUGGGGUCCAGUAUGCAGCCUGUUGGUACCUUUGUCUCCUACACGGGGACAGUGGGGCAGGACUCUGUCUGCCACUUCCCAGUCGCCCCAGAUGAGCCAGUCCCUAGCAUGUGGUGGAUCAGAACAGAUUUCUGGAAUAGACAUACAGCUGAGUAGGAAGUAUCACACCACAAAUAAGCUUUCUACUACCAAGGAUUUCCCACAGCCUGUUGAGGAGAAGGUUGGUGCCUUCACGAAGAUAAUAGAAGCCAUGGGAUUCACAGGACCUUUGAAAUACAGUAAAUGGAAGAUUAAGAUUGCAGCCCUACGAAUGUAUACUAGCUGUGUGAAGAAAACUGACUUCGAGGAAUUCUUUCUAAGGUGUCAGAUGCCUGAUACAUUCAAUUCAUGGUUUCUUAUAACUCUCCUUCAUGUCUGGAUGUGUCUCGUCCGAAUGAAGCAGGAAGGCCGGACUGGGAAGUACAUGUGUCGUGUCAUAGUUCAUUUUAUGUGGGAGGAUGUUGAGCAGCGUGGCAGAGUCAUGGGGGUUAAUCCCUAUAUCCUGAAGAAGAACAUGAUGGUUAUGACAAAUAAUUUCUAUGCAGCGAUCUUGGGAUAUGACGAGGGGAUCCUUUCAGAUGAUCAUGGGCUGGCUGCUGCCCUCUGGAGAACCUUCUUCAACCAGAAAUGUGAAGACCCUCGCCAGCUUGAACUGUUGGUGGAAUAUGUGAGGAAACAGAUUCAGUACCUGGACUCCAUGAAUGGUGAGGAUCUGCUUCUGACCGGGGAGGUGAGCUGGCGCCCUCUAGUGGAGAAGAAUCCUCAGAGCGUCCUGAAGCCCCAUUCCCCAAUUUAUAAUGAUGAGGGUCUUUGAUGGGCUGGUCCCUCUCAGCAGCUGGCCAGCUGGCUUUGAAGAACCACCAGGAGAGAGGUGCCUGUUUGACCCAGGACCCUGCAGAAAGUGGCCUAAACUGACCUAUGAACCGCAUCUGUCAAAUACUUGGCCCCCUUUGUGUUGAUUUUCCUUAGUAUGCCCAGGAUCUGAUCUAGUGGGCUAUAGUACUGGGAGAAGCUCUUUUGGGGUGUCCUCUCCCUCAAGAGCAGUCCUGAACAAGAGCUCCCAGUACACAUCCCCCAGCUCCCCUCUAGCAACCUUGAGAUGGACAGCUAUUCCCAAAGGCCACAGAAGGAAUGAGGGUGUUAGAAAGGGGACACCCCACCAAGGGCCCACUGUGGCCCAGGAGCACUUUGUAAUGCUGCUGAAUCAAGACGGGUACCAUGCUCUGUCCCCUGGCUUUGAGCUGUGGGGUUGAGUUGGCCAUUAAAAGAAACAGACUUAAUUAACUCUUC